Drosophila takahashii is the source of this 808-nucleotide messenger RNA. RefSeq lists its product as uncharacterized. Gene Ontology annotation, cellular component: extracellular region. NCBI's taxonomy places the organism in Eukaryota, Metazoa, Arthropoda, Insecta, Diptera, Drosophilidae. Gene Ontology annotation, molecular function: chitin binding. The record is from RefSeq and is a predicted model, not a curated record.
UAGGGAACUUUUCAUUGGGUUUUCCAGUUGACCGAUCGUUGCUACGAUGAGAUUGGUCUGGAUAUUGAUGUCCUUGCAGCUUAUGCUCCUGGCAACUGCUCUCAGUGCCAGACAAUGUGUGACGCCGACUGCUACGCCAACACCUUCAGAGGAUCCCGACGAACCCACUGACGAUCCAUGGGAUCCCACAGAUGAUUCAUCUGAAGAUCCCUCGGAUCCAACUGAUGAGCCCUCGGAUCCAACCGGAAUAUCAACUGAAAGGCCUUCCACUACCUCAACCCCUGAAAAUCCUUCGGAUCCCACGGAUCAACCAACUGGAGAAACAUCUAAUCCCUCCGAUCCCACCGAAAACCCAUCAGAGCCAACGGGAGAACCCAGUGAAGAACCAUCCUCCCCAACCGGUCAAACCCCUGAAAAUCCCACUGAUUCCCCUACUCUACCAACUGAAGAACCAUCAGAAGAACCUAACGAUCCGACGGGGGUAACAACUGACGUUCCCUUGGAUCCAACUGGAGAGUCAUCCAGUCCCUCAGAGAAACCAACUGAAGAUCCCACAAAUCAAAGUGAACCAACGAAUGCCACAACCCAGACUACGCCCGGUGUAAAUGCAGAUGCCUCGUGCAGGACUCAUCAGGGAGUCCAGUUCCUGCCACAUCCGUACGAUUGUCAUCUAUACAUUCACUGCGAUGGCGACGUGGGCUACGUCCGGGAUUGUCCGAGUGAUCUGUUCUGGAAUUCAAUCGAACAGACUUGCGACAAGACCUGCGCCUAGAGAAAUAUAGAACUUAGAAUAGCAUGCUCUCAAAAA